Messenger RNA from Mercenaria mercenaria, 1405 nucleotides. RefSeq lists its product as uncharacterized. The transcript is spliced from 4 exons. The record is from RefSeq and is a predicted model, not a curated record. NCBI's taxonomy places the organism in Eukaryota, Metazoa, Mollusca, Bivalvia, Venerida, Veneridae. Bases 186 to 530 code for a protein of 114 amino acids. Gene Ontology annotation, molecular function: cysteine-type endopeptidase inhibitor activity.
GAGUUUUAUCCGUUUAGUUGCGAACAAAUCAUAAGGAAAUAAGUUACUCAUCGUUAUCCAACACUAACAGAACAACAUUUUAUAUCGUUAAAAUUUGAAUGCUCUUAGGAGCUCUAUAAUUAUAUAGACAAAAGGGAAAAAGAAUUCGCACAAAACAGCUGCUAUAUUUAAAUUUAUAGACGGAUAUGUCUAAAUCACUUUUAAUUUUGGCUCUCUCCCUUUUCUUUGGAUUAAUCUAUUAUGCUGAGGCACGGCGGCGAAGAAUGGGUGGAGGGUAUCUAGAACCAGUGGAUACUGAUGACCCGGAAAUGAUCGGAUAUGCGACUUGGGCUGCAAAAAAGUUAAAAGGGACGUUCAUCACAGUCACAUCUGCUCAAAAACAGGUGGUUGCUGGUUGGAUGUAUCAUAUUACAAUGCGUAUGAAGUCAAAAGAACAAAUGAUGAUGCGAUGCAGUGUGAAAGUGUGGAUCCGUCACUGGUUAAACAGUAUUAAACUGGUGAGCGCAAGGUGCACACCGGUGCGCACCUAAGCGCUAGACACAGCAAACAAGAGGAUGGCUAAUUUGCCAGAACUUUUAAUUCUUAUAGAUUUUAUGCAACUAUAUACAUAUAUACUGUUCUUAUAUUUUUACCAAACUAGUUGCAAACGUGCGUAGUUUAGGCUCAACUUUGAGUUAAACUAUACAGUAAUGAUGUAGCCGUGUCGAAUAAAGAUUGUUAAAUCUGCUAAAUAGUUCUUUCCAGCGGAACCGGUCGUUUCCUCAUGCAACACUGAUGUAUAUGCAAAAGACAUUCCCUCUUUGAAGCACUUGUAAGUGUAUAAGAUGCAUUAAUACCAGUGGAAGAACCGUGACAAAAGUGUAUCUGUUAGAAAGGAAGUGAAGAUACAUGUACCUGUCCUAUCAUAGCUAUUUGAAUGUUAUUUUUGUUCAUAAUGUGAUCCACAAAAUUUAAUAAUAACAAUAUGUUCCGCCCUACCCGUGCAUAUAAAAUAAUCAUGUAAUGUUUAGGUCAUCCUACAAAUUGGAGACAUUCAAGCCAACGACUUAGUCAAGGUUUAGUUAGGACCGUUUAGCAAAUAAAGAGUGACCUACUUUUUGCUCCCACAUGAACUUCGUGAAAGUCAAUCUGAUGUGUUUUAAUACAGCUAUUCAAACAUAUACAGUCAAUCUCUUUUCGGUAUAAUUUUAAAAAAGUAGACAAAUAAACUUACUCUGUAGAAACAACGUGUGGUCUAAGCUUAAAUUAUUCACAUAAAGUACUGUGCAUAAUCAUGAUAAUGCUACAUUCAUUCCAUGAAUUAUUUGGGAAAUAGAUUUUAGUUUUGCGCGAUUUGUUGGCGAAUAAAAUACGGUUUUCAAUUCAGAUGAGUAGGAAUCUAACCACGAAGGCCGACAAAGCACGA